CGGGAUGCUUUGUUAGUUCAAUUGUUGACGAUUUUUUUUACGUUAUUCUCGUAAGAAAAUUAAAAGCAGGAUCCGAUUUCGCAGAUUCGUAGCUUGUAUUGUAUUUCAUAGUGGACAGUGAAGUGUUUGUGUUAAAAAUUCGUGUUUUCCUGUAGUUUAGGUAAGUGUGGUGAUAAAGACUGGUGUGGAACGGGCAUGUUUUUUAAUGCAUGCAAUGGUUGCAAACAAUGAUAAUUAAUAUCGAUUGCGGGAAUGCAGACGUUAAAGAUUGAGUAACGAGAUGAUUAAAUGUGUGCUCAGUGACUGGACGUAGAACAUGUGCUAAAAAAUGCCGCGAACCGUUUCCCGCGCAAAAAACUGUCAAAGUGAUAUUGACGUUUAAGUGAUCGGAAUGUAAUCAGCAUGGUGACAUUGAUGCCGUGUAGCUACCUCGGCGGCGGGUCCCCGCGAUGCAGUCUGGACCACACAGAACCCAAGACUAAGCGAUCUAGGCAGGACACUGGUACAGAUGUUAGAUUGUCAGAAGAAGGUGCAAGUCCAGAAUCAGAAUCGACAUCAGAAUCGCCCCCCUCUCUACAAGAUGCAACCCUGCCAGCGCUGCUAGCAACCACGUACCCCACUUCUAUCAAUUCCCUGAACUCCGUGGAAACCCUGGGCCUGGCUGAGGAUCUGCCCAACGGAUGCCCGAGCACCCUCGCGCUGCCGUUGACGUCUGGACUUUCAACUUCUACGUCCUCGGCGGUAGCUUGGUUGAUGAAUGAGGAUAGCACGGGUGGUGUUAAAAGCGAGGUCCGCAGCCCGGGCCUGUGCGAAGCGGACGUGGCGCUGUACGGGGAGGCGCUGCCGUACGACCAAUCUGCAUUGUCCUAUCAGUAUUAUAAUAGCAUGCAGCAGUAUGGAGGCAGUAGUGCGGCAUCAUCGUACGUCAGUUCGUCACUGUACAACCAACCUUAUGCAGCUUACCCGACUGCGCACAAUUCUAAUAAUAGGCCAUCAUGUAAAGCAACACCAACAUACCUGAGUGCAUAUGGCGUGGGGGGUGUUGGGACUGUCCCGAGUACGGGUUUCGGGACCCAGCCAUCUCCUUACGCGUAUUCAUCCUACAAUGGCGGUCUGGCGCAGUCUUUUACCAAUACGCAACAGGAUUACAGCAGUUACGCAACAGGGUACGCGGAUCAUAGCGUAGCGCAAUAUGGCGGAUAUUAUGCAACCCCCAACUAUUCGCCCUACGUUAGUUCACCGAGCAGCAGUGGAAGUGCUGGCCAUACCUCUUAUCACCUUGGUGGAACUUUGGCAGAUUCACCAUCUUCCAUGCUGCCCUCUAUAAGUGAUACUCCGUUAUCUCCAUUGAAGAAUGAAAUACAUGCUGCCAGUAGAAGAUGUAGGGAAAAUUCAGGAGAAAGCACAACAUCGCGGUCUCGCGGGCGAGGUCGUCGGAACACGUCGUCGUCGCCAGCGCAACAUGUCCCCGAACCAACCACGGAGAGGGUCUUCAUUUGGGAUCUGGAUGAGACGAUAAUUAUCUUCCACUCGCUACUCACUGGGACUUAUGCUACUAAGUACAAUAAGGACACACAGCAAAUAGUGCAAUUAGGUUUUAGAAUGGAAGAGAUGAUCUUUAGUUUAGCAGAUACACACUUCUUCUUCAAUGAUGUUGAGGAUUGUGACCAGGAGCACAUAGACGCAGUGGCGGCUGACGACAACGGCCAAGACCUAUCCGCAUACAAUUUCGCAUCAGACGGGUUCCACGCGGGAGCCGCACCUAAUGCGGGGUUAUGCGCUCCUGGUGUUAGAGGUGGAGUGGAUUGGAUGAGGAAACUCGCUUUCCGAUAUAGAAAGAUUAAGGACACAUACAAUAAUUAUAGGAAUAGUGUUGGUGGUCUCCUCGGACCAGCGAAACGGGAGCAGUGGUUACAACUGCGCGCCGAGUUGGAACAAGCUACGGACAAUUGGCUGACACUCGCUUGCAAGUGCUUGAAUAUGAUUAAUUCUAGGGAAAACUGCGUGAAUGUCCUAGUAACAACAACACAGUUGGUGCCUGCGCUUGCUAAAGUGCUACUAUUCGGGCUCGGCGGUGUCUUCCCCAUCGAGAAUAUAUACUCUGCUACUAAAACUGGCAAAGAAACAUGCUUCGAAAAGAUAAAACAGCGUUUCGGUGAGCGAUGUACCUACGUUGUUAUAGGAGAUGGUCAAGACGAAGAAGCCGCCGCUAAAGCUAAAAACUAUCCAUUUUGGAGAAUAUCCGGCCAUUCGGAUAUCGCGGCUCUAUACAACGCGUUAGACAUGGGCUUCUUAUGAUCUGCUGCUAGCCUGGUACUUGAUAGUCGAACGGUUUUAUGUGAGAAGACUAUGACAAAACUAUAAAAAUAAUAAUAAGUAUUGGCAACAGUUCUGACAAACAACCAUUGAGAUAAUAUUACUACGUAUGGAGGAGACACCACGAACAAAAUCUGUGCGCCAUUUUUUUGCUCUAAGUUUUAAAAAUUAUUAUCUAGUUAGGUACU
Messenger RNA from Colias croceus (clouded yellow), 2504 nucleotides. It is a transcript of the gene eya, whose product is annotated as eyes absent homolog 2. Gene Ontology annotation, cellular component: nucleus. Gene Ontology annotation, biological process: positive regulation of DNA repair; negative regulation of extrinsic apoptotic signaling pathway in absence of ligand; cell differentiation. The transcript has 15 exons. The record is from RefSeq and is a predicted model, not a curated record. Gene Ontology annotation, molecular function: protein tyrosine phosphatase activity. Lineage: Eukaryota; Metazoa; Arthropoda; Insecta; Lepidoptera; Pieridae. Bases 403 to 2298 code for a protein of 631 amino acids.